Molecule: messenger RNA, 1761 nt
Organism: Cryptococcus amylolentus CBS 6039
Lineage: Eukaryota; Fungi; Basidiomycota; Tremellomycetes; Tremellales; Cryptococcaceae
Exons: 5
Coding region: 490-1719 (409 amino acids)
Biological process (GO): peptidyl-lysine monomethylation
Cellular component (GO): nucleus
Molecular function (GO): protein-lysine N-methyltransferase activity
Source: RefSeq, a predicted model, not a curated record
CCACGAUAUAGCAUCACGUGACCUCGACAAAAGUCAAAGUCCAAAAUCAAAACAAAUCUCGGUCCUUGAAAGCAUCAAAUCAAAGAACACUCAGCAAAACAAGCAUCAUGUCAACUGAGCAGGCCACUGGGUUCGAUCGUGAUCAGUUCUUGAGUUGGUUCAAAGGCGCUGGCGGUUGGUACAACGAAACCGCUGUCGACCUCAUACCCUACCCUGGCAUGAACUAUGGUGCUACCGCCCUCGAAGAUAUCAAGGAAGAUGCUCCUCUGUUUCAUAUCCCAGACUCUCUCAUUCUCUCGCCCUACACAUCUACUCUCAAGGAGCACCUGUCGUCUGAAGAAUGGGAACAGCUCGGCCACGGAUGGUCGCAGUUGAUACUAGUAAUGAUGUGGGAGAGCAUACGAGGAGACGAGAGCCGAUGGUCUGGCUAUCUUGGUGAGAAAGCGCCUUGGACUCGUAGCAAUUAUAGCUGAUUGCAACGCAGGAAAUAUGCCGAGGCAAUUCGAGACGCCCAUGUUCUGGAGCGAAGAGGAGCGAAAGUAUCUGGCUGGGACAGAUAUCCAAGACAGAAUAGGUCGAGAGGACGCCGAACAAGAAUAUACCAACGUCCUCCUGCCCGUGAUCUCUGCCCACCCAGAACUCUUCCCCGUUGGAUCACCCCACACCUCCAUCGACGCUUUCCACCUCCAAGGAUCUCGUAUUCUCUCUCGCUCGUUCACUGUCCCUCUCAGUCGAUUCGACAACACACCCAAAGCUGCGGAGCAACCAGAGGAUAGCGACGAUGAGGAAGAGGAGGACCAAGGGGUGGUGGUGAUGAUGCCUUUUGCAGACAUGCUGAAUGCUGCAUAUGAAAAAGACAAUGCUCAUCUGUUCGUGGAUGAGGAAGCCUCGGAAGAGUUCAAGAGUGGGGUCAUGAUGAGAAGUACCAAAAAGAUCACAAAGUCUCAGCAGAUUUUUAACACUUACGAUGCCCCGCCCAAUUCCGAGCUCCUCAGGAAAUACGGGCAUGUAGAUGUCCUUCCUCUCCUCAAAGACAUCACCAAGCUCUUGAAAUCCUCAAAGGUUGGCGCCGAAUGGCCGUUCGGAAAUGCUGGCGAUGAGGUGCUUCUGUCUGGAGAGGCCAUCGUUGAGAGCGUGGCAGAGACGCUCGGUGAAAAGGCUGAUGACAAGUGGAGGGACGACAUUAAGACCAGGAUAGAUUGGUGGCUCGAGGAAGGCCAAGAAGAUGCGUUCCCUCUUGGAUACGACGAAGAGAUUGACGACGGGUUGAUCUCCUUUGCCCGCCUGCUCUCGAACGACGAAGAUUGGGAGAAGGCUCAGAAAAAGAGCAAGCCCCCCAAGCCGACUGUUGAUGGGGAUGUCGCUGCUAUCAUCAUCAAGGCUAUUGAGCAACGAGAGAGCACGUACGAAGGGGCCAUUGAGGUAUAUCAAGCCUUCUUCCUCGUGUCAUCAACUAAUGUUGUUUUGCAGGAUGACAUUGCUACGCUGAAAGCCUCCACCCAAUGGUCUGCCAUCAACUCUCCAGACGCACUCAAGUCUGACGAGACGCCCGUAAGCCAACAACGCAAAGAGAUGGCUGCUGUUGUCAAGCUGGGCGAGAGACGUAUCCUCAAGAUUGCUUCUCACGUCAUCAAGAAAGCUGUCAAGACGGAGGCCGCUGCGUCAAAGAAGAGGAAGGCAGGUUCUGUCAUGGUAGGAAAGGGCAAGAAGCUUUCAUAGGGCAGGACGAACUUCUGGGUAUUGUACAGCGUAUAUGCUACA